AUGGACCAAUUUCGAUCUCCAACUCAAAACGAUCAUAUUUAUGGUGUUUUGCCAUUCGUAGCACCUGAAGUUUUAAAAGGUAACCCUUAUACUCCCGCUAGUGAUAUAUAUAGUUUUUCCAUAAUUAUGUGGGAAUUGAUUUCCGGAAUUCCUCCAUUUAAUGAUAGAGCGCAUGAUUUUUAUCUUGGUUUAAGUAUUUGUAAAGGCGAACGUCCUAAAAACAUUGAAAACAUUCCACAAGGUUAUAUAGAUUUGAUGAAAAGAUGCUGGGAUGAUGAUCCGUUAAAAAGGCCAGAUACAUUAGAAAUUAAGGAUGUUAUUGGGAGUUGGAUCGAUG
This is a messenger RNA of Funneliformis geosporum, 337 nucleotides long. The record is from the annotation of a GenBank genome assembly. NCBI's taxonomy places the organism in Eukaryota, Fungi, Glomeromycota, Glomeromycetes, Glomerales, Glomeraceae.